Molecule: messenger RNA, 2354 nt
Organism: Momordica charantia (bitter melon)
Lineage: Eukaryota; Viridiplantae; Streptophyta; Magnoliopsida; Cucurbitales; Cucurbitaceae
Source: RefSeq, a predicted model, not a curated record
UAAAAACACCACUAAAAUUAAAAAAAAUUUCAGAAUUUUCAAUGUCGGGCAUAUUCCGACAAAGUUACAGAAUUGUAACCCCUCCUUUCUAUUGCCGCACUGCAAGUCCAUGUCUUUCUUUCUCUCUCAAACAUGCGACCGACGUUCCAACCCCUCGGUCGAAUCAUUCUCGCCAUUCUGUUGUGCCUCCAACAAUACUCAAAGUAGCAACAAGUAUCCCUCGAGCAGCAAUGACGGAUCUUCAGCAGCAAUGGAUCUCCAGAUCUGAAUGUCUCGGUUCUCCAAAUCUCGCAGGAUUCUACUUCAAGCAAUGGUGAAAUUGAAUGGUAGAGUGAAUCUACUCGUCCUCUUCUUCUUCAUUGAUUUCAUCAUCUUCCUCCAGCCAUCUGCACUGCAAACAGCCGAAGAAAGCAACCGUACCAGGCAUGGGUGGAGCCCAAGCAAUCAAGAGGAUUCCUCGAAUCAAGUUUCCCAAACGCCAUCCCAACCCCUCUGGUCUGCCUCCGCCUUUUUCUUACUUUUCUUUCUUCUUCUUCUUCUUAUUAUUAUGAUGAAUCGAUGAUCGUCCUCAAGGAAAGCUAAUCUUCUCUACCUGAAUCGAAAUCGCCAAGCGUUCUCCCUGUCGUUCCGUUCUUGAUUUUUGACUUGUUCUUCAUGGAUGAUUUCUCUUUGGAAAAUCCUUGACAUGACCUGUAUUUGUGGCUGUGGUUCUGUGUUCGUCCGUUUGAUUUUAAUUUGAUUGCUUAGAGUUGGGAUUUUUUUUGUCUCUUGUGUGGUUAGAUGUUUUGCUUUUAUGGUAAUGAGUUCUAUUUAAAUUCUAGCCUGUUUUAGCUUGAUGAUGGAGAUCCUGAUGCAUUUAUGUGGAUCGCAAUGGUGAUUAAAGAAUACAAGAGUGUGCUAUUAAUUUGUUAUCUCCUAGCUAUGCUGGCUUAACUUUGAUUUUUCUACUUUUGGAUAGCAUUUUUAACUUGGAUUUUGAAAUCUAAUGACACAGAUGAGAAAAAAGGACAAUUUUGUUAACCACACAAUUUUACUCAUGCAGUGUCUAAAUUUAGAGAUUGGUACGGUAUUCGAUUUAUUUGCAAAUCUAGGUGCUAUACGUAUUGAUGAUAUUUGAAGGUGAAAUUUUCUAUAUGGCAAUUUCUACCUCCUGAGACCUUAUUUAUUUUAUAAUAAGUUAGGGUUGUGUGGGAUGGUUUUCAAACCAUUUUGAAGGGGUUUACCUGCGUAUUUUUUCGGGUUCUAAUGGCGGAUGAGUUGUUGAGUCGACAGGUGGAAAGACUGAAAUUGACUAAAGAGGAGAAGGGGGAAAUUUUUGAUAUGGGUGAAGAUGAAAUUGAGGACUAUGAUAAACAAGCUCAAUUCUCACUGGUCUGCAAACUCCUAACAUGGAAGAAUAUCCCUGGUGAGGUCUUCAAGAACAUGAUGCCUAGGAUCUGGGUUAAUGUAAAUGUGAAAAUUGAGUCAGUAGGGAAGAAUCUGUUUCUCUGCAAAUUCAAGACUGUUCGAGAUAAAAGCAAAAUUCUCAACAAUGGACCAUCGUUUUUUGAUAAGUCUAUGGUAAUGUUGGAGGAACCUAGAGCAAACUGCAAUUUCAACGAGCUGGAAUACAGCUAGUUUUAGAAAUGCAUUAAAUUGGCGUGAAAGAAGUUCUCUAACAGUGGAGUUGAACUGCCCAAAAAUAGCGCUAGAGUUUUAGAGAGAUGGAGAUUCAUGUAAAGCUCAAAGGCAAAUCACAUACUGUAAGGCUGAAGAUUCACCUCUCCAUGAGAAAUUAUAAAGUUUCAAGCCUCGGACGAAGUAGAGGAAAGGGUCGAAUCAUGGCAAUGAGCUUCAUGGCUUUCAUCAUUUCAGAACUACCAAGGUUAAACUUCAUCACAUGAUUUGCAUUUUGUGGGUCAAAAUCCAUCCAUAGACUUUGAGCAUGGCUUACAACUUUAUCUUGGGCUAGUUUAGAGGUAGAAGAAUAAGGGACCCAACCCAAACAGUGGGGUAGUUGAAAUCAGACAGUGAUAAGGGAAAAGAAUUCCUAAUUGCAUCAUAAUAGCAAUAUCUCCUACUAAUGAAGACAACAACUUUUGACAAGUAUUCUCCAUUUGUAGUUUCAUUUCAUUUUUUUCCCUUCUAUUUCUUUUUCUGGUUGGUACAGUAAAUUUUAUAGCUGUACGAGCCUGAGAUUGUUGCGUCUGUUUUUUCUAAUUUGAAUAUGGGCCCAUGCUUUUGGGGUGUUGACAUUGAGCCUUGAUAGAUAAUUAAAGGAACUAAUACCAUGAUGUAAGUUGUCAUCCUACUUUGGAUUUUAUUAAGCCUUGUUAGGAUCAGUUCUAGCAGCAAUAUAUUAACUUUUUAAAUCA